AUGGACAUGGAUUCUCAGGACUUACAAAAUUAUGAUGAUAAAUGUAAUGGAAUAGUCGUAAGAGAAGCGAAAGAUCAUAUGAAGCAACUUUGUAAGAAAUAUCUAAGAUUUUUAGAUACAUCUAUAUCAUGGGGUCGUAUAAAUUCUGGUUAUUAUGUUUCUUUACUUUUAAAUUAUUGGAUAUAUGAUAAAUUAAGAGCUAUUUAUCGUGAUACAAUAAAUUAUGAAAUUAAUAUUGGUUUUAGUGCUCUCCAGUUGAUAUGGAGUACGUUUGACAAAAGCAGAAGUGAAGAAUCAUACUAUAAAAAAUGUGCGCCCGAUUGGAAAAUGGUUGAUCAUGCGGAUUGGGAAAAAAGAAAAAAAUUGUACGAUUACUAUGUUGAUUACAAUGACCUAGUUUCUUUGGCUAGAAACUACGACAAAGAAUGCAAGUAUUAUAAUAAAAUUAAACAAAAUCAAACAAUAUUUGAUUACUUUGAUACUCUUUGUGCUUCCGAUCCAGAUAAAUGCCCUCAAAUCUACAAUGAUUGCAAGUCCUAUAAUCCUAAAAACAAUCCGAACAUAGUCUUGCACCUCGUGGCGAUAGUUUUGGAUUGUCACAAAUUGCAUCCCAUACUCAAAAUGAAUCGUCAACCCUUAGAACAUCUGGAUUGGGAACAAAAGUUGGCCAUUCAGUUCUUGGUGCAGCUCCAGUUUUGUUAA
Plasmodium cynomolgi strain B is the source of this 702-nucleotide messenger RNA. Its product is annotated as CYIR protein. The coding region runs from base 1 to 702 and encodes 233 amino acids. The record is from RefSeq and is a predicted model, not a curated record. The transcript is spliced from 2 exons. NCBI's taxonomy places the organism in Eukaryota, Apicomplexa, Aconoidasida, Haemosporida, Plasmodiidae.